ACUACUUGUCUACUUCCAUGGCUAAAUGCAUGGUGUUCAUGUCUCUCAUAAUGCAAUAUCGAAUUAACUUGUCUUUUCAUUGCUGCAUAACAGGGGCAAUGCGCAUUCCAAGAGUACGCAUACAAGCAUGUCAUUCAGGGAGUGAAUCAAGCAGAAAACAGACAAAUAGUUUAGAAUUGAUUGCUGCUUCUGAAAGAAUAGAUUCAGAAACUGAAUUCAUUAUCUUAGCAAGUAAUGGUAUUUUUGAGGUAAUGAGGAAUCAAGAGGCAGUGGACCUCAUCAGGCACAUAGAUGAUCCUCAAGAAGCUGCCGAGUGCUUAGCAAGGGAAGCGUCAAUGAGAAUGAGCAGGAGCAAUAUUUCUUGCCUAGUUAUUCGUUUUGAUUAGUACAGGGUACAUAUUUAAUGCCUUUUGAUAUACGAUCAUAUCAGAUGAUUAACUGUAAGUCUGUAACUAGAGGUGGAUUGACGAGCAUAUGUAUAAGCAGUGAACUGUGGGUUUUCUCUCUUAAAUUUCAUAUAAUAAGAUUAAGAAACCAAGAUUUCAAUUUACCAAAAGAAUCAUGAACUAUUUUAAUUA
Molecule: messenger RNA, 578 nt
Organism: Chenopodium quinoa (quinoa)
Lineage: Eukaryota; Viridiplantae; Streptophyta; Magnoliopsida; Caryophyllales; Amaranthaceae
Product: putative protein phosphatase 2C-like protein 44
Exons: 2
Coding region: 18-386 (122 amino acids)
Biological process (GO): protein dephosphorylation
Cellular component (GO): cytosol; nucleus
Molecular function (GO): protein serine/threonine phosphatase activity
Source: RefSeq, a predicted model, not a curated record